This is a messenger RNA of Lecanosticta acicola, 1335 nucleotides long. Lineage: Eukaryota; Fungi; Ascomycota; Dothideomycetes; Mycosphaerellales; Mycosphaerellaceae. The record is from the annotation of a GenBank genome assembly.
AUGCUACCACGUCUCCUGCGAGGGAGCGUGGCGAGUCCUCGUCGCCAGUAUGUAAAGACAUGCGGGUGGCAGCGUCCAGGCUGCUCCACGGACAGAAGACAUCUGGUUACGCUGGCUAUCGAAACAUCGUGCGACGACACAAGCGUAGCCGUGGCCGAGCUUCCAUCUAUCGGUCCGCUGAAAGUGCACUUCCACGAGAAAGUCACCGCCAACAACGAUGCGUAUAGCGGCAUUCAUCCUCUGGUCGCUCUUCACUCCCACCAAGUCAACUUGGCUCCGCUCGUCCACAAAGCACUUGCUGUCUCUCCCAGGCCUGACGUGAUCGCUGCCACUAGAGGCCCAGGCAUGCGCAGUAAUCUUGCCGUGGGCUUGGAUACCGCCAAAGGACUGGCUUUGGGACUCAAUGUUCCAUUCCUCGGUAUUCAUCAUAUGCAAGCGCAUGCUCUGACACCGCGCCUCAUGGCAGCGAUGCAAGCAAACAAUGGCCAAGACACUCUGGAGCCCAAUUUUCCAUUCUUGACCGUGCUUGCGAGCGGAGGACAUACGAUGCUGAUAAAUUCGACAAGUCUCACCGAGCACACUGUCCUCGCAGAAACGCAGGAUACGGCGUUGGGUGAUUGUCUGGAUAAGGCCGCGAGGGCAGUCCUGCCCCGCGAAGCACUCAAGCCUCCGUAUGGCAAAUCCCUGGAAGACUUCGCAUUUCCAAGUGGUGCUCUAGAUUACGAUUACGUGGCACCCACCCGUCGGCAGGAAGAACUGCUCAGACGUAAGACUAGAUGGAAUUGGGGUCUUGCGCCACCGCUCGCAGACAGCAAAGGUGGCGACAAGACUUCCAAGAGAAUGGUCUACACCUUCGCCGGUGUACUUUCUUCGGUAGAGCGCUUCAUGAAGCACAAGAUCAGCCCAGACGGGCGUCUGGCGAGCGAGAUCCGUUCAGCAGAGGAAGUGACCUUGGAAGAACGGCGCGAGAUGGCGCGAGAGGUCCAGCGAGUCACCUUCGAGCAUGUGGUUUCUCGCAUCCUGCUUCACCUUGCAACACUCGAUGCAUCAGCAGUGAGUACUAUAGUUGUUUCCGGCGGUGUGGCGUCAAAUUCGUACUUUCGACAUGUUAUGCGAGCAAUGCUGGACGCAAGGAAAUAUGGUCAAAUACGCAUUGCUUGUCCGCCUCCCUCGCUGUGCACAGAUAAUGCGCUCAUGAUUGCCUGGGCUGCCUUGGAGAUGUGGCACGCAGGCUACACAUGUUCCUUGGAGGUUGAACCAAUUCGAAAGUGGUCGAUGGAUCCUAGAGCCGAGGACGGAGGCAUACUCGGUGUCGGCGGAUGGUCAAGGCGGUGA